CUCCUGGGACCAGAGCAGUGUUCCAGCAGGCGCCAAAGGCAGCGCUCGCUACGCGGCCGUUUUUGGUCCAAUUGGUUUGGCUUAAGCCGAUUGUUGCCAAAAAAAAAAAAAGAAAGAAACUGCACAGAUAUCAGCUAGCCUUUGCUAGCCAUCCGAACAAUACAAAACAGGUGAAAUUUUUGCACAACAUUUUUGAUUGACAACGAAAGCAGCAACAAAAACAACAACAGUACCUAAGUCAGACUAAAACAAUUGAGAAUGGCCGAGUAUAGACCAUCAACUUCGUGGCCCCAUCGCAUGAUGAGCUUCCAGUGCCGACAGGCGGAUCUAAACCGCCUGGUGAUGAACUAUCUGGUUACAGAGGGCUAUCAGGAGGCCGCCAAGCGUUUCAUGACCGAGGCGGCGGUGAAGCCGGGUCCUCACAUGGACACCAUUGGCGAUCGCUUGAGGAUUCAGGAUGCCGUCCGGGUGGGCCAGGUGAAGUACGCUAUGGAUCUGGCCACACGGAUCUAUCCACGCCUCUUCGAGACCGACAACUAUGUGUUCUUUCACAUGCAACAGUUGCGUCUGAUUGAGAUGAUCAGGGAUCAGAAGAUGGAAAAGGCCUUGAAGUUCGCCCAGAGCAAGGCAGCGGGAUUUUCCAAGGUCGAUCCAAGGCACUACCACGAAGUGGAGCGCACCAUGGGUCUGCUGGCCUUCGAUCGGCCGGAAUACAGUCCCUACGGGGAGCUAAUGUAUUACUCCUAUCGCCAAAAGGUGGCCGGUGAAAUAAAUGCAGCCAUGUUGCGCUGCCACGAGGGUGAGAGUAAGAGCAAAGAGGAGCAGCCAAUGGAGCCAAGAAUGAUGUUCCUCAUCAAGCUGAUCCUUUGGGCCCAGGCCAAGCUGGAUCGCGAGGGAUGCACCAACUUUCACAAACUUGAUCUUGCCCAUGCGGAUUUCGAGGAGGAGUUCCGCCGCAGUUUCCAGGGUUUCUAAGUCCAUAGGCAUGCAAUAAUUGUCCAACGAUCGGUCGGCGUCUACUGCGAAACUUUUUAAAUGUACGUUGUUUUUUUUUUUUUUUUAAGCAAAUCUACAUAUAUAAAUGUAAUUUUGUUGGUGGUAAACCAGCAUAAAUAGGUGUAAUUUUUUUGAAUGGAUGUUGAAUAUUAAAUAUUUCCAUGUCUUGAUGUAAAUUGGAA
Drosophila yakuba is the source of this 1178-nucleotide messenger RNA. Its product is annotated as glucose-induced degradation protein 8 homolog. The record is from RefSeq and is a predicted model, not a curated record. Bases 259 to 975 code for a protein of 238 amino acids. Gene Ontology annotation, biological process: proteasome-mediated ubiquitin-dependent protein catabolic process. Gene Ontology annotation, cellular component: nucleus; cytoplasm. Lineage: Eukaryota; Metazoa; Arthropoda; Insecta; Diptera; Drosophilidae. Gene Ontology annotation, molecular function: protein binding. The transcript is spliced from 4 exons.